ACAUGGAUAUCAACAGGGUUAGCAAUUGAAGAGGCUCAGAUUGCAUUGCUCAUCGAGGUCCGAAGGAUCGGAAGAAGAUCCACCGAGACACAGAGAUUAGACAUUGCCCGUCAAAGAGAUCGGCUCCAAGGCCAGAUAGAUGGAUUUGCUCGGUCUGCUCUAACACAUCUCGGGGAGGGAUUUGAUGCAGAUGAUGAACCUGAAGACUUGGACGUAGACAUUCUAGAUGAUCUCGAUGAUGACCCGGCGGAUUUCAUAGAGACAUCUCACACAUGGACAAACUCUCCCGAGCUAACUGUAAUCCCAUUGCCAUCAAACCUGGGGGUUGAUAGAUGCAGACGAUGCAUGGCAGAGGAUCUGAUUCCCCUGGAGAUGUCGCUUCGUGAAGGGCAGGCCAAUGAUGCCCUUCACAAUCUCCGCAUUUACCUUUGCAACAAGGCCAUCCUGUUCCGAACAACCGUUAGGCAGGCCAAUUCCCAGGCCCUGAAAACUCGAGCUUGGUCCCAGGUGACAUCGGUGCAGCAGGCAGUCUCCCUCCAUGCCAGCAUAUAUACAAAGACAAGGAAGCAAAUGAUGAGACUUGAGCCGGGGCAAGACCAGCUUCAGAAAUACAAACCCCUGCUUCGCGAGCAACUCAAAAUCAGCACUGCAGUGGGCGACCCAAAUGCCUGA
Suillus fuscotomentosus is the source of this 672-nucleotide messenger RNA. RefSeq lists its product as uncharacterized. Lineage: Eukaryota; Fungi; Basidiomycota; Agaricomycetes; Boletales; Suillaceae. The transcript has a single exon. The record is from RefSeq and is a predicted model, not a curated record. The annotation marks the transcript as partial.